Eremothecium cymbalariae DBVPG#7215 is the source of this 1389-nucleotide messenger RNA. RefSeq lists its product as uncharacterized. The transcript has a single exon. NCBI's taxonomy places the organism in Eukaryota, Fungi, Ascomycota, Saccharomycetes, Saccharomycetales, Saccharomycetaceae. Gene Ontology annotation, molecular function: flavin adenine dinucleotide binding; oxidoreductase activity, acting on the CH-CH group of donors. The record is from RefSeq and is a predicted model, not a curated record. The coding region runs from base 1 to 1389 and encodes 462 amino acids.
AUGCCAAAUAUAUCAGAGAGGCCUUUAACUUAUAAGAAGCCUACGUUGGAAGAUGUGGAUCCUACCUCUAAUUAUAUUCCAGCUGCAGUGAGAGAUAAGAUAUCGCAUGAAUCGUAUGAGGUGCUAACAAGGGUUCGGAAGUUUAUUGAUAUGGAAUGCUUGACUAAGGAUAAGGAAUAUUUGAGGGAGUUGGGCGAGAAUGGCUAUGAUGUAGAGGGAAGUGAGUUGGUACGGAGGCUCAGAGCAAGGGUAGACGAGCUAGGGUUGGGGGAUUUGUAUGUGAAUAUACAACGGAUCGAGAAUAAGGAACCAUUUUACGAAAACCGGCUCAGCGUUUUAGAAUAUUGCGUGGUGAGUUUUUUCUUCGGCAAGUCGGUCUUGGCGCAGGCGGUAAUGCAGACGCAUUGUUCUGUCGUGAAUGUAGGGACGAUGGAAUUAUUAUUACGAUAUGGUACACCGGAACAACUCGCCGAGAAUCUUAGUCCGAUGGUGACGAAUAAUUGGACUUCUAGUUUUAUGGUGAGCGAGCAAGGGAUAUCAAGUUCUGAUGCACUUAAUGUGGUGACUAGAUGUCAGUUCAAUGAGGGGAAGGGUACGAUGACAUUGAACGGGUCAAAAUGGUUUGCGACGUCAGUGGAGGAUGAAAAAUGUCAUUUAUGGUUGGUCUUGUGUCUCACAGAAGCUGAAGAAGGGAAUAUUUACAAGAAACAUUCUAUAGUUCUUCUCGAUAAAACGGCAAUGUUGCACAAGGGCAUUACAUUCAAGCGCAUAGAAACCGGAGGACCUAGCUCGAUGACGGAUAGCAAUAAAUAUUAUAACGUAUAUUUUAACAACGUAGAGGUACCACUUAAUGUUCUUGGUCCGCGUGGAGAAGGCUUUUCAAUGGUACAACGCCGAUCAAGUGUCGCCAAAUUGUACCAAUGCAUGAAGCUCUGUGGGAUGGGGCAAGAGUCCUUGCGAUUAGCGCAGUUGCAUGCAGCUAAGCACAAAGUUUUUGGAUCCAAGUUACAAAAAACAGAUACAUUCAAAACCGAUGUUGCCAAUUGGAAAAUAAAAAUAGAAACUUGUAAACUACUCUGUUGUAAUGCAGCUGUGAAGUGUCAGGUUGAAGGAUUGAAGCAAGCACGAGAUGAUAUUUCAAUGGCCAAGAUAGUCACCCCAAGGGAGAUGAGCAACUUGGUCGACUGGUCUAUUCAAAUUCAUGGAGCACUGGGUUUAUGUCCUUUAGAGUCACCGUUAAUGAGCAUGUGGCAAACCUGCCGGUCCACCAGGAUUAAUGACGGUCCUGAUGAAGCAUUAUUGUCUCAACUGGGCAAGCUGGAAAUUACAAAUUUUACCAAAUCCCAAAAAACCUGGGAUGAUGAAUUAUCAAGAAUGAAAUUUUCAUGA